GCGGCGGGUCGCAUUGGGGUUGCCUCCGGUGGACGGUCGCGACGCCGGGCGGGGAGGCCGCGCCUGCCAGGGUCGUCGGGGGCCCGCGGAGAGCUGGGGCCAGGGCGGCGGCGGCCUGGGACGCAGGCGGAACCCCGCUCCGGCCCGAGGUCCCGGCUAUGGCUGCGGCUACCAUCGUGCACGACACGUCCGAGGCGGUGGAGCUGUGCCCUCCCUACGGCCUGUACCUGAAGCCCAUCACGAAAAUGACCAUCAGCGUGGCGCUCCCGCAGCUGAAGCAGCCGGGCAAGUCCAUCUCCAACUGGGAGGUGAUGGAGCGCCUGAAGGGCAUGGUGCGCGACCACCAGUUCUCCGCGCUGCGCAUCUCCAAGAGCACCAUGGACUUUAUCCGCUUCGAGGGCGAGGUGGAGAACAAGAGCCUGGUCAGGGCCUUCCUGGCCUGCCUGGACGGCAAGACCAUCAAGCUCAGCGGCUUCUCCGACAUCCUCAAGGUGCGCGCCGCCGAGUUCAAGAUCGACUUCCCCACCCGCCACGACUGGGACUCCUUCUUCCGGGACGCCAAGGACAUGAACGAGACGCUGCCGGGCGAGCGGCCCGACACCAUCCACCUGGAGGGGCUGCCCUGCAAGUGGUUCGCCCUGAAGGAGUCGGGCUCCGAGAAGCCCAGCGAGGAGGUGCUGGUCCGGGUGUUUGAGCGCUUCGGGGAGAUCCGCAACGUGGACAUCCCCAUGCUGGACCCCUACCGCGAGGAGAUGACGGGCCGCAACUUCCACACCUUCAGCUUCGGGGGCCACCUGAACUUCGAGGCCUACGUGCAGUACCGCGAGUACGCGGGCUUCAUCCAGGCCAUGAGCGCCCUGCGCGGCAUGAAGCUCAUGUACAAGGGCGAGGACGGCAAGGCCGUGGCCUGCAACAUCAAGGUUUCUUUCGAUUCGACCAAACACUUGAGCGACGCCUCCAUCAGGAAACGGCAGCUCGAGCGGCAGAAGCUUCAGGAGCUGGAGCAGCAGCGGGAGGAGCAGAAGCGCCGGGAGAAGGAGGCGGAGGAGAGGCAGAGGGCCGAGGAGAGGAAGCAGAAGGAGCUGGAGGAGCAGGAGCGCGAGAGGCGGCGGGAGGAGAAGCUGCGCAGGCGCGCGCAGAGGCAGCGGGAGCGCGAGCUGCGGCGCGGCCAGCGGAAGCUGGAGAGGCUGCAGGCGGAGGAGCAGCGGAAGCUGCAGGAGAAGAUCCGGCUGGAGGAGCGCAAGCUGCUGCUGGCGCAGCGCAACCUGCAGUCCAUCCGGCUCAUCGCCGAGCUGCUGAGCCGCGCCAAGGCCGUGAAGCUGCGGCAGCAGGAGCAGCGGGAGGAGACGCUGCGGCUGCAGCAGCAGGAGGAGCGUCGGCGGCUGCAGGAGGCGGAGCUGCGGCGAGUGGAGGAGGAGAAGGAGCGCGCGCUGGGCCUGCAGCGCCGGGAGCGCGAGCUGCGCGAGCGUCUGCUCAGCAUCCUGCUCAGCAAGAAGGCGGACGGCGCCCGCGCGCCCGCGGGUCUGGGCGCCGCGCACGCGCACCUGCUGCAGCCGGUGCUGGACAUCCUGCACACCGUGUCGGCCGGCUGCUCGGGCGCCGCCCCGCCCACGCCCACGCCCGGCGCCCAGCGCGAGGACCCGCCCCGGCCGCCGGCCGUGGGUCCCGCCCAGAACAUGAACGGCGGUGCCGCGGACGAGGCCCCGAGCAAGGAGGGGCAGGAUCCUCGCCGUGUCGCCCCCGACGACGGCCCUUCCGAGAAGAGGUGCCCCGGCGUCCUCGCCUGCAUCCCCGACAACAACCAGCAGCCCAAGGCCGCGCCCGCCGCCUGCGAGCAGAGCGCGCCCAGGAAGGACGCGCGCUCCGAGCAAGACAAGUGCAACCGUGAGCCCAGCGGGGGCCGCGGCCGGGCCAGCGGGGACCGGGGCAGCGAUGACGGGCCCAAGCGGGAGCGCAGCCGGCCGCGGCGGGCGGGCAGCCGGGAGGACGUGAGGCUGCCCAAGGAGCGGAGGUCGCACAGGAAGCGCUCGCACCAGGACGGGAGCCCCCGCCGGCGCAGCGCCAGCCCCGAGCGCGAGCGCGAGCGCGAGCACGAGCGGUCGCGGAGGUCCCACAGCAGAGACCGGCAUGGCCGGCGGGAGAGGAGCCGGGACCGGGACCGCAGGGGCAGCUCGGGCAGGAAGCGCAGCCGCCACCGACGCAGCGAGAGGUCGCGCUCGGGCUCCCCCAGCCGGCACCGCAGCACCUGGAACAGCUUUAACGUCAGCAGUCCUCUCUGAAUCAGGAGGAACACGUAGGCCGCCAGCCGUGAGAAUUGCAGACCACCCCACCCUGGGCACACAGGCUGGCAGCGCCGAAUCCCUGCACCUGCUCGGAGACGCCUCUCAUAGUCACUUCACGGGAGCUGCCUGUCGCGUCACGGGGAUGGACUGUCCGGUGUGGCGGCCACAGCCCCAUGGGGUGUGGAAAAGAGGAAGCCUCGCCCUGCGGGUGUUUUUUUGUUUUUUGGUUUCUUCCCUCUUUUGUAAGUUUAACAGACUGGGAACAAAGUUUGGGUGGGAUGCCAAAGGAAAAUGGCUCUGGUGCAUUUAAGUCAUCGGCGGGGAAGCUGUAUGUUCUGCAACGCGGAAACUCAGACGUGCCGUCUUUUUAGGUGUGGGCAGGUGCGGAAGUGGUACGGAGGGUCCCAGAAGCUCACUUUUCUACAAAUUCAAGUAAUUCAGCGUAAAAAAAAAAAGGUUGAUUAAAAUUAGUUUUGGUUCCUAGUCAAGGUUAGCCUGUGUGGUUUUUUUAAGAAACCGUUUUGCUAAAUUAUUUUUACUUGGAGCGUUUCAGAUUUAAUGCUGCAAACAUGUUAAAUUUUAUAAUCGUUGGCUUCUCUGAGUGAAGCUCAGAAAUACUUAAAAAUAGCUGUUAUCGUCCGCCUUAGGAGAGAUGGUGUUUAUUCCAGUUUGCAUUUUUAUGGUGAAAUAAAAUCCUUUUCCAAUGAA
Molecule: messenger RNA, 2990 nt
Organism: Lagenorhynchus albirostris (white-beaked dolphin)
Lineage: Eukaryota; Metazoa; Chordata; Mammalia; Artiodactyla; Delphinidae
Gene: AKAP17A
Product: A-kinase anchoring protein 17A
Exons: 6
Coding region: 159-2279 (706 amino acids)
Biological process (GO): regulation of RNA splicing
Cellular component (GO): nuclear speck; cytosol
Molecular function (GO): protein kinase A binding; RNA binding
Source: RefSeq, a predicted model, not a curated record